UGUGGGGCAUCUUCUUCUCUUGGGUUUGUUUGCGUUGUUGGAAAGCUUAGGUGGUUUUUGCGUCUCAUAAAAUCGAAUCGGAUAUAUAAGCAUUGAAAUUGGUUCCAUCACCGAAAGAAACGGAGGCAUUUCCAUUUCCCUAACCCAUUUGCAAAAUCCCAAAUACCCUCUCACCAACCACUAUGUUGCAGAGACCCAGACGUCGUUGCGAGGGCACAGCCAUGGGCGCUAUCGUCCUCGAUCUCCGACCCGGUCUUGGAAUCGGACCCUUCUCCCUCGGGAUGCCUAUAUGUGAAGCUUUUGCUCAGAUUGAACAACAGCCUAAUAUAUACGAUGUGGUGCAUGUAAAGUAUUUUGACGAGGAACCUCUAAAGUUGGACAUUGUCAUUAGCUUUCCGGAUCAUGGCUUCCAUCUUCGUUUUGAUCCAUGGUCUCAGAGACUGCGCCUUAUUGAAAUAUUUGAUGUAAAGCGACUUCAGAUGCGCUAUUCUACUUCUCUGAUUGGGGGACCUUCAACGUUGGCUACUUUUGUUGCUGUAUAUGCACUGUUUGGGCCCACGUAUCCUGGAACUUUUGAUAAGGAUAGAGGCAUUUACACCUUAUUCUAUCCGGGGCUUUCCUUUGCAUUUCCUAUUCCUAGUCAAUUUACAGACUGCUGCCAUGAUGGGGGAGUUGAAUUGCCAUUGGAGUUUCCAGACGGGACAACUCCUGUCACAUGCCGUGUCUCUAUAUAUGAUAGCUCCUCUGGUAAGAAGGUUGGCGUGGGUUCCUUGAUGGAUAAGGCUUCUGCUCCACCUCUACCUGCUGGCAGCAUAUACAUGGAAGAGGUCCAUGUUAAGCUGGGGGAAGAAUUGUACUUCACAGUUGGCUCGCAACAUAUUCCUUUUGGUGCAUCUCCACAGGAUGUGUGGACUGAGCUUGGACGUCCCUGUGGCAUUCAUCAAAAGCAGGUAGAUCAAAUGGUUAUUCAUUCUGCCUCAGAUCUUCGGCCACGAACAACUCUAUGUGGAGAUUACUUUUAUAAUUAUUUUACUCGUGGUCUUGACAUACUAUUUGAUGGACAGACUCACAAAAUCAAGAAGUUUGUGUUACACACCAACUACCCUGGACAUGCUGAUUUCAAUUCUUACAUUAAGUGCAACUUUGUUAUCUAUGGCUCAGAUUCUGUAGGGGGUUCUUUUCAGGAAGUAAAUAAUAGCAAACAGAGGGUUAUUACACCUAGAACCAAAUGGGAGCAAGUGAAGGAAAUACUUGGGGAUUGUGGGCGAGCUGCCAUACAAACACAGGGUUCUACAAGUAACCCCUUUGGUUCUACUCUUGUUUAUGGUUAUCAAAAUAUUGCCUUUGAGGUGAUGAAGAAUGGUUAUAUUGCAACAAUAACUCUCUUCCAAUCAUGAUGAUGCUACAUUUCUUUCAUUGCCCUUUUGGUUACUCUUAAUCUCUCCCUAUUGUUCAAAGAUUUCUAAAGCUUGGCUAGGGAAAUACGGGAGUAACAGGCUGGUUUGUCCGAUCACUGUAUAAAUAGUUCUGCCUUCCUGCCUUCCAUCAUCAUUAUCGUCGUAAGGGGUAAGGGGCCAUGCCAAUUGUACAGCUUUGUAACAAAUUGUACAUAUUAAUAUCCUGUUUUAUAAUGUUAUUUUCUAACUAUUUACUAUAUUAAAUUAAUGUAAUAUAUUUGUUUUGCUUUGCCUUUCAGUGUAAUCAGAUCCUCAAUUAUUUUUCAUGCUGUAUAUAUAAAUCGUUCUCUGAUUCGUAAAAA
Molecule: messenger RNA, 1759 nt
Organism: Cajanus cajan (pigeon pea)
Lineage: Eukaryota; Viridiplantae; Streptophyta; Magnoliopsida; Fabales; Fabaceae
Product: PHAF1 protein At3g51130
Source: RefSeq, a predicted model, not a curated record